Canis lupus familiaris (dog) is the source of this 2788-nucleotide messenger RNA. Its product is annotated as myotubularin-related protein 9-like. The record is from RefSeq and is a predicted model, not a curated record. Gene Ontology annotation, biological process: negative regulation of autophagy. The transcript has 5 exons. The coding region runs from base 403 to 1188 and encodes 261 amino acids. Lineage: Eukaryota; Metazoa; Chordata; Mammalia; Carnivora; Canidae.
CAGCCGGCGUCGCCAGCUGCCCAGCCAGUUCCCGUCCCUUUAGGAGCCGGAGCCCGCGCUCCCCCCGCCUGACGCUCCUGGAGUCUGUCCUGCUGGGCUCCAGGCCCACGACAGGCGGAAUGGAGUUCUCGGAGCUGAGCCCUAGGGGCCAGGCCCAAGCCAAGCUCCUGCGGGGUCCGGGGCGCCCCCACUGCGUGGCGCGCUAUGCGUCACCGGCCACCACCUGCUGCUGUCGCCAGGGCCCCAGGUCACUUCAGACCUGUGGCUGCUGCUGUUGCGUAGUGUAGACUCCAUCGAGAAGCGGGUCUCGGGUGGCUUCAGCACCAUCACGUGGAGCUGUAAGGACCUGCGAGUGUUGCAGCUGGACAUGGCGUGGAAGCGACGCUGGACAUCGCCCGCUCCAUGGAGGCGCUGUCGUCUUUGGAAUCGGUCAUCACUUCCUUUCCAUUCUUCUACCGUCCCAAGGGCUUGAGAUUGGGUGACGCCUGGCACUUCCACCCACCCGAACGCUACGAGCGAGUAGCCCGCGAGGUGGGUGCGGUCGCGCGGGCCUGUGGUCGUGCGAGAGUCGCCGCACCUGCAAGGGGCGUGAGGCCCCGGCGCUCCCUGACCGCCCUAACCUGGCCUUCGCCUUUCCCUGCGCGGCAGACCAACGCGUGGCGGCUGAGUGAGGUGAACGAGAACUUCAGCUUGUGCCCCAGUUACCCCCGCGCCGUGAUCGUGGCUCGCGCUGUAAAGGACCGGGCCCUGGCGCUCAGCUCCCGCUUCCGCCGGGGAGGCCGCUGCCCGGUGCUCAGCCACCACCGUGCCCCAGCGAACCGUGGGCCCACCCACCCAGACUCCGCUACUAAGACCAACUGCGGCCCUUCUCGGCCCUUUCCUGCACGGCCGGGCCAAUUCGUCGCGCGCCUGCAGCCCGGGCUCCUGCCGUUUCUAGCCGACCCCCAGCCGCCCUCCAACGGGCCCCGCCCCUGCGCCCUCCCCUCCCCCCGCCCCCGCCCCUCUGCGGGGCUUCCGAGUCUCGCCCGUCUCGGGCCGCGCCCCCGGCCCGUGGGGUCCCUGGAGCGCAGUCGUGUUCCUCAACCCUGGACCCACCCACGUUCUACUCUUCGGGUCGCUUUCCCCCCGGCUACACCCCACUCCAGCUGGGCCCCACGCCUUGCGAGUUCCGCCGCUAGGGUCCUUUAGCUCCAGCCCGCCCCCCACCAGCUCUAGACCAGCCCGAGGGUCUAGGCCACCCCCCCACCCCCAAGGGGCUCCCAGAGCCAAAUCCCCGAGCCAGGGCCGGGUGGCUAAGGCUUCCGGAGUGGCGUCCCGGUUCGCAGGUUCUGCUACGUUCCAGCCAGCCCCUGACUGGUCCCCAGAAAAGGUGCUGCGCUGAGGACGAGGAGCUGCUGCGAGCUGCAGGCGCUGGCCCUGGGGCCCGGGGCUUCAUCUUGGACACCCGCUCGGCCUGAGCCGCCAAACAGGCCCUUGUGACCGGCGGCGGCACCGAGGCCAGAGGCGCCUGCCCUGGCUGGGAACCGCUGCAUUGGCCACUUGCAGAGGGAAGGGGCCUGCAUCCUGGUGCAUGGGACUGAAGGCAUGGACAGCACCCGGUUUGUGACUUCGCUGGCCCAACUCAUCCUGAACCCCUUGAGCCGGACCAUGGCUGGAUUCUAGGAACUGGUGGAGCGUGAAUGGAUUCAGGCAUGCCACUCCUUCCGGCUGCACUGUGCCGCCUUGGCCUUCUCCCAUGCCUGCCCCAAGCAUGAGGCACCCAUCUUUCUCGUCCUGCACUGUGUGUGGCAGCUGGGCCGCCAGUUCCCGCUGUUGCUGGAGUUUGGGGAGGGGCUGCUGUUGGCUGUUUGAGCACGCCUAUGCCUCCCCUUUUGGCACCUUCCUCUGCAACAGUAGAAAGGAGAGGUGAGCAAGGGGGGAGUCAAGGUGGGUCAGGGGCCAAGCACAGGCCAGGGUCAGGUACCUGCUGUCAGCACGAGAAGACCUCUUUCCCUUUUGGAUGAGUUUUUCUUUGGGUAAAACUUUUGAGUGUUCUCUCCUCCCUGCCUCCAAAUCUCACCUUUCCUCAGAACUUCUGCAAACCCAGAUUUGGAUGGAUCCAAGGCCAAUCCUUUAGACCUACCCACUCUGUCCAUAACAAAGAACAAGGACACUCCAGCUUAAAAAUAAGGACUGAAGGGGAAAGUUGCUGCAAAAUCAUUUCUGGGGCUUUCCACCACUUUGCGGGGCUAAUUCUAGUGAAGCAAUGGAGUAGAGGUUGAAAAGAGUCCAGUGGUUUGGGCUUAACUUCCAGCUCCAUCACUCACCUGCUGGGUGAUCACUGGAAACCUGUUUCCUGUCAGUAGCAAGGAGGCUUCCAGUAACAGCCAUGUCUGUGGGGUGGGGCUGAAUUGGAUUAGCUGAGUUAAAGGAUGGGAAGGGCCUGGCACAGUGGGCGCAGUGGGCACACAUGCAGUGGUCAUUAUUAUCUGGUUGGCUUGUUAGAUAUGUUCCCAAGCCCCCCAAAGCCAUCUUUCUCUCAUCAGCCUGAGGGGAGGGAGGGCUCACACUCCUCUCUUUUGUUGCCUGAUGUGCCCUGUGUGCAUGUGCUCGCGCAUACACACACACACACACUUUUCAUGGAUUCCACUGCUGGGUCACCCAGGUUAGAAACGGUUAUCUUGGGUGGCCUGGGAGGCUCAGCGGUUUAGCACCACCUUCAGCCCAGGGACUGAUCCUGGAGACCCAGGAUCAAGUCCCACAUCGGGCUCCCUGCAUGUGUGCCUCUCUCUGUGUCUCUAAUAAAUAA